CGGCCCGGGAUGAGCUGAGGGCUGGAGGGGUCAGCCCGGGGGGCUGAGCAGCGAUUAGGAGGUGGCUGACACCUCGCCCGGGUUACUGAUCGCCGGGGAGCGGGGGCAGCGCUAAUUGUCGCAUCGCGCCCGUUUCUUUCGUGAGCGGGUUCCUGCUGCCUUCGGGAAGCCUCAGCUGCUCUGGGGGAAAAGUUUGAAGACUCUUAUGUCCAAAGGAAUCUUACAGGUACAUCCUCCAAUCUGUGAUUGCCCUGGGUGUCGAAUUUCGUCUCCAGUGAACCGGGGCCGCCUGGCAGAGAAGAGAACAAUCCCCCUGCCCCCCAGCAGGGUCCCCAAGAAGGAGCUGAGCUCCAUCUUCUCGCACAGCGAGGACAGCCAGGAGAGCGACAAGAGCAAUGGGCAGCACCCCGAAGUGAAGCAGGAGGAGGAUCUGCACAUCAGUAUCAUGAAAAGAAGGAUUCACACCCACUGGGAUUUGAACAUCUCCUUCCGAGAGACCUCCUGCAGCCGUGACAGUGAGCUGUCCACCAUCAUCUCCAGCCUGCAGCAGAGCCGGCAGCUCGUGAUGCCAGAGAGCCAGAGCCGCUGUGAGUUCAAGAGGAGCAGCCUGGACGUGGGGCUGGCAGCAGCAGAUGAAAUUUUAGGCAAAAGAAGAGUAUGUUCACCCAACAGCAGCAGUGAGUGUCCUUUAGAGAGCAAGAAAGCCCGAAGUGAGUCCCCAAAGGAGACGUCGCAGACGGCGGCGCUGGAGGAGGCGGCGGCGCAGAUGACCCCCGAGGAGCACUACAGGCGCAUGGUGGCCGCCCUGGGCGAGCACGGCUCCUUCGAGGAGCAGCAGCAGCAGCGCCUCUACCAGCUGGCCAACAGCAUGGCAGUGCCCAGCCACGGAGAUCUGCUCCGGGCCAGGGCCCUUUGGAGCCUCCAGCUUUUCAACAAGGCUUUAUUUUCUGAUUGCUGCAGGGAGAUCUCCCACCCACCUCCUCUGCUGUCGCCCCAGAACGCUCCCCACAUCGCCCUGGGACCCCACCUGAGACCUCCCUUCCUCGGGGUGCCUUCGGCGCUGUGCCAGACGCCAGGUUACGGGUUCCUGCAGCCAGCGCAGGCAGAGAUGUUCGCACGGCAGCAGGAGAUGCUACGGAAGCAGAACCUGGCCAGGCUGGAGAUGUCGGCCGAGCUGCUGCGCCAGAAGGAGCUGGAGACGCUGCACCGGCAGCGGCUGCUGGCGGCGGAGCCGCUGAGCCUGCACCCCGCGCUGCCCCCCGAGCACCCCGCGCUGCGCAGCGCCCACGAGGCGCCCGAGGGCCCCGCGCUGCGCGACGAGCUGUCCCGCCGCAGCGCCAUGCUGGUGCUGCGCCACGGGGGGGGGGGGGGGGGGGGGGGGGGGGGGGGGGGGGGGGGGGGGGGGGGGGGGGGGGGGGGGGGGGGGGGGGGGGGGGGGGGGGGGGCGGAGCCGCAGGGAGAGGCGCGGGAGCCGCGCAGGGACGGCGCGCAGGACUGCAACGACGAGGAGAUGAAGGACUCGGAGAGCGACGGCGAGGACAAGGCCGAGGGGAGCAAGGGCGAGGCGCAGGCGGAGCCCAAGGAGGGCAAGGACGGCGCGGGCAAGGCCUGCGAGGGGGGCAAGGAGCCGGGCGAGGCCGCGGCCCCCGGCGCCGGCCCCUGCAGCUCCUCCAGCGCAGAGUCCCCCAGCCACCUGCUGGGGCCCGGCAUCAGCAAGGCCGAGGUGAAAUACCUGCCCCCGGCCUCGCUGCCCGCCCCGCAGCCCCUGCCGCUCGGAUUCCCCUACACCGUGAGCCCCUACUUCCACACAGGCACCAUGGGAGGUCUGUUCCUGGACGGGGAGGAGAGCCCAGCGCUGGAGGACAUCAGCAAAUGGACAGUGGAGGAUGUUUGCAGCUUCGUGUCCAACUUGUCUGGCUGCACUGAGUACACUCAGGUAUUCCGAGAGCAGGCCAUCGACGGGGAGACCCUGCCCCUCCUGACAGAGGAGCACUUACUGAACAACAUGGGGCUCAAGCUGGGACCUGCCCUGAAGAUCAGGUCACAGGUAGGAGAACCUCCUCCCUCAGAACCAUUGUGA
Molecule: messenger RNA, 2080 nt
Organism: Ficedula albicollis (Collared flycatcher)
Lineage: Eukaryota; Metazoa; Chordata; Aves; Passeriformes; Muscicapidae
Gene: SAMD11
Product: sterile alpha motif domain containing 11
Exons: 15
Coding region: 206-2080 (624 amino acids)
Biological process (GO): positive regulation of transcription by RNA polymerase II
Molecular function (GO): DNA-binding transcription activator activity, RNA polymerase II-specific; protein binding; RNA polymerase II cis-regulatory region sequence-specific DNA binding
Source: RefSeq, a predicted model, not a curated record